Messenger RNA from Nicotiana tabacum (common tobacco), 694 nucleotides. The record is from RefSeq and is a predicted model, not a curated record. NCBI's taxonomy places the organism in Eukaryota, Viridiplantae, Streptophyta, Magnoliopsida, Solanales, Solanaceae.
UGCUUCACUAAUUGGUGUGAUGCGCUCUUGGCAGGGUUUGGUAGCAGCAGCAUAUGCAUUGGGUGAGUGGGAGAAGACACUACAAUACAUUGGAGUUUUUGGCCUAUGUCAGACUUUAUACCGUCGAGUUUCUUCUUACGAGGAUUCAGAGGAUUUUAAACAGGAUAUGAGGCAACUUUUGGUCCCCGUUAGGCUAGGAGAACAGGCAAUGACAUGGGCAGUUGGCAAGUUGGAAACAAACCGUAGUCGUAAUGGCCUACCAACUUCACCUUCUUCAACUGAUGUCCAGAGCAGGGUGUUGCAAGCUGCUGCAAAGCAUGAAUCUCAACCAGAAAAUGAAGAGCUUCAGGAUCCGUCCCCUGAAACUGUGUCUUCCGUCAGUGAAAACGUUGAUCUUUCUGAAGCAUAGAACAUUAAGUAGUUUUCAGCUAACUUUGAAUAGUUCAAUCGAAUGAUAUUGCAUGUUGCUGGAAUCCGUUCUGUAGAUUCAAUUAAAGCACUGAUAUUAUCGACCAAAUAAACCGCACCUCAAAUUUGUAUAGUCAAGACCCUGAUAUUUUUUUUGUAAUGAAUAUGUAAUGAUCUGCUGAUUAACAGGAAUGUCCCUAUAAGGAACUCUGUAUACCAGUCCCUUACAGGGCCUAAAACAAGUUAAGUGGGGAUGAGUCUUUAAAAAUUGACCCUGUUUCCUAAA